This is a messenger RNA of Periconia digitata, 1910 nucleotides long. NCBI's taxonomy places the organism in Eukaryota, Fungi, Ascomycota, Dothideomycetes, Pleosporales, Periconiaceae. The record is from the annotation of a GenBank genome assembly.
CAUUCACGUCCCAGCCCGUCCACACUAAUUGCCGUGUCCAGCUUUGCCUGUCAAUCUACUGUUCACCAAAACCGGAACACUCACGCCAUACCCUGCAAACCCGCUGGGUCCAGCAUUUUGAUCUACGUCUCGUGGUUUCGAUGGUCUUAUCAUAUGCCUAUCGCGUCUUAUACAAGUGACGUCAUCAGAGCCGCACAUAUACUCGAAACCCACAGAACACAUCUCUCCAUUGACAUACAACUCAGCAGCACUUCGGUAGAAUCGACACGAAGAACUCCCUCAGCUAUCUCCAGAUUUAAAAUUGCAAGAGAUAUCCAAGGAACAUGGCAGAACUAGCAGCAGGCGCAGGCAUCGCGCUGGCCGCUGAACAAGUGGUCUCUACGACAGCACAGGUGGGAACCGCAGGCUACAUCCUCACCAAACCAACCCAGCCCUUGAAGGCCACCUUUACGCGGAUUGCGACAGCAGACGACGAUGAUCUCGAUAGACGUUCCCUCACACGCUCCCACCACACCCUCACCAUCUUAAACAACAAAGCCCACAUCUUCGGCGGCACAACCUCCGACGGCAAAGUCGCUACAAAUGACAUACACAUAAUCAACCUCUCUCCUCAAAAGAAUCCCCACUCGCCGGAAUACCAAUUGAUCCCCGCAAUCGAUCCUUACCCAUCUUCCUCCGUCUUCACCCCACGUACCCACCACGCCGCAUGUGCAUACGACCGGCACAUCGCAAUUUACGGCGGAACCUCGCCAUCAGGCUCCCCCAUCUCCGAAGAUUCUUGCGUUUGGCUGUACUCUCCAAUCGAAAAAUCAUGGACCCGGAUUCCCUGCCUUAACGCGACUCAAGAAACAGCACCAGGUCCGCGUAUCGGUGCCCGCCUUUUCGCAGAGGGACUAACGCUGUACCUCUACGGCGGCACCACGCAAGACGGCCGCAUCUCCUCAGACCUCUACCGCUAUUCCAUUCCCACGAGAGAAUGGGUCGCCCUUCCUAAUCCCCCGGCGCUGGCUUCGCCCACCAACGCCGCCCUCGCGGAUGGGCAUCUCUAUCUCAUCACGUCCGCGGAAGAUGGCAUGAGUAGCCAGCUUCAUAUCCUCGCCCUCGACAACCCCACGAACACCUCCCACGCGAAAGAAAUGACAGCUGCCGAGAAGGAAAUGAAAUGGACAACCCUCACAUUCCCAACCAACCCUAUGGCACCCGGUCCACGAGCGCGCCACGACGGCGCACUGAUCCCGAUCAGCACGGGCUACGGACGCAACUAUCUCGUGUACCUGCUAGGAACCCGAGAUUCACCUCUCCCCCCUGCUUCUCCUUCUGACGAGAAAACAAAAGCUGAAGAACCGCCGCCGCCGAGCCAGUGGAGCGAUACAUGGACGCUGCAACUCCCUUCUUCCUCUGUGAUCCAACACCCCCCCUCUAACCACCCUACCGACCCUCCUUCCUCCAACGAAAACACUGGCACGAUAGAUACGCUGGCGUCGAAAACCCCGAGUCUCAACCCCGCGCAUAUCAAAGACGCACUGCGCACCUCCGUCGGCGCGUCACCGGGGACCUUCUCCUGGGCGCAAGUCGAGAUCAACAUUCCCGAGGAUCCGGCGAAUCCUUCCUACCACCCUCCUUCUGCUUUUUCUAAGAAAGUGGGUGAAGUUGUCGGGGCUGUUAAAGGCGCCGUUGCUGGACGGGGAGAUGAAAAGGAAAGUGAUGACAAUAAAGACGGUGAGGGAAAGGAAGUUGGUGCAAGAGUAGAAAGUGGCAAGUUACAUCCAGGGCCUCGAUCCGCUUUUGGCGCGGAUGUCGUCCGUGGUGGGGCGGAUGGUGCGGGGAGUCCGAAUAGUGUUGUUUUCUGGGGCGGUGUUGAUGCUGGGGGGAGGUGUGUUGGGGAUGGGUGGGUCGUUGCGUUUGAGUGA